Molecule: messenger RNA, 873 nt
Organism: Kockovaella imperatae
Lineage: Eukaryota; Fungi; Basidiomycota; Tremellomycetes; Tremellales; Cuniculitremaceae
Exons: 2
Coding region: 1-873 (290 amino acids)
Cellular component (GO): mitochondrion
Source: RefSeq, a predicted model, not a curated record
AUGUUGCUCCGGGGUAUGGCGCAUGCCAUUGCUGAGUCAAGCAAACAAGCCGCCUCGAGACAUACAUAUGAGCCUCUUUUCGCCGUUGGGCUUCGCCGCGAUGCCGCGAUUCGCGCACAUUCGACCACCGCUAAGGAUCCACGGUCAAGAGCCCCAUCAACCCAUCCUAAAUCACCGCUCACGCAGGACCAAGUUCGAUCUUUGAGGAAAGAUGAGAGGACUACGUCAAAGAUACCCAUAGUGGACGCCGCUGCUGUCAACUCAACACCCACCUCCUCGUCCCUAUUGCAACGUUACCUUCCCAGAUUACACGAUCUGUCCCAACGGACCGGUACACCACUACCCUCAUUAGCCAUCUCAUUUUUGAUCCUACAUGAACUGACGGCCAUCUUACCGCUCUUCCUAUUUUGGUGGAUCUUUCAAGCUCUCGGUCUAGGAGCAGGCAUAGUAGGCUGGCUAGCGUCGGUGUCACAAGGGCAAAGACCGUCAGGGGUGGAGGGCAAGCAAGGGGGAGGAGAUCCUACGUGGGAUUGGAGGAAGACGGUGGAGAAGUGGAUGGAAGAAGGUUCAAAGAGGGUAGAGAAAGUCGGAAAGCGAUACGGUAUACUGGGGUACAGUAAGACGUCGAAAGAGACGUCAAAGGAGGACUCGAAGGACCCUACACCUAUGCCUGAAGACUUAUCAGUGGUAUUGGAUGCAGGAUCUCCUAUGGUCGCAGAGAAAGUGGCCAGCGCUAUCGCUGCAUAUGUCGCUGUCAAGGCCCUCUUGCCACUCCGUAUCGCCGCUUCGAUAGGACUCGCCCCUGCCUUUGCGAGAUUCGCUUUGAACCCUAUCCAGAGGCUGGUACAACGCGUCAGGGGAACAACAAGAUGA